AUGGCAGAGGGAGGCGAAGAGGAGUCGGAAGACGACUCUGUGACGGUGAGCGUGCGAUCUCUGGGGGGAGCUAUCACUUGCUUCCGUGUGCCGCGUGCCACCACCGCGCGGGCGUUGAAGAUACGUCUGGCACGGAGUUGUGGGUCUCCGCCCUAUGCGCAGCGCCUGCUUCAAGGGGAGAGAAUUCUCGAAGACGACGCCUCUGUGGAGUCGGCUGUGACGAAUGUGCCUGCAUUGGAAUUGUUGCUGGUUUGCACGCCGUGCGAACUUGAAGCUGGAACACACCUAAUCGACAGCGCCAGGUUCGGGAAUUUGCCAAGCCUUCGAGAAGCAUUGCGCCGGCCAGCACCCCCAGACUUCGCCAGGCCCAGUGAUGGUCUCACGGCUCUUCUGGCAGCAUCGUUUCACGGCCACCUGGAGAUGGUUGUUGAACUGCUUGCAGCUGGUGCUUCAAAGGAGAAGCCCAUGAAGAACGGUGCAACGCCUCUGCACUUGGCUUCACAGAGUGGCCAUCUGGCAGUUGUGAGGUGCCUUUUGACCGCUCGAGCUGAACCCAACGCCGAGGCGGAGGAUGGGCGACGGCCCCUGCACAUCGCUUGCCAGAAGAAUCACGUGGAGGUCAUCCGGACCUUGUGCGAUGGCGAUGCUGAUCCCAAUGCGCCUGGCCCACAUGCCAUGUCUCCGGCCUUCCCUGCGUGCCAGCGAGGCUAUCUUGAUGCAUUGAAGGCUUUGUGCGAGGCCGGCGCAGACCCAGAGGCGACGGACAAGAGCGGCACCAGGCUGAUUGAUGUUGCUAUUCAAGAAGGGCACCUGCCGCUCGUGCAAACACUCCAUGCCGCUGGAGCCAGCAUCGCAGAAUCCAACCGCAAUGGCAGGACACCGCUUCAUGUAGCUGCCUACUGCGGCGACUUGCUCAUUGUUCGGUGGCUGGCUGAAGAAGGAGUGCUGAUCGACAGCAGGGAUCGCCAAAGAUACACUCCUCUGCACUUGGCAGCGCGAUUCGGAUACGAGGUUGUCGCCCGCGAGCUUUUCGAGCUGCGUGCCGACCUAGAGGCUAUAAGUAGCAGCGGCAGUCGGCCGCUGCAUAUGGCUGCCCUUUUUGACCAAGAGGAAGUGGCGCGAUUCCUGUGCGAGCAGCACGUUGACAUGAAUGUCCUCGCCUACCCGGGGCUCUCACCGUUGCACUUGGCCGCCGCCAGAGGAAACCUAGAAGUGGUGAAAGUUUUGUGCGACUUCGGCGCCAACCUGGCCAGACGGGACAUCUUCGGUGCGAUGCCGGUCAGCACGGCAGUCCGCUAUGGCCGCGAUGCGAUUGUGCAGUGCAUGCUCGACGCAGCGGGCUGCGAAGACUGUGAGUCUACCCCAGGUGCCAACCUUCUUCCCCAGAGUGCAGUUGAACUUCCACGAAUACAGUAUUUUGGUGAGAACCUCGUCAAUCCGCGGCAUCAGUCACUGCUCAAAGCUUGUCUCUGCUUGUCCGUGCAUCUUACUUCAAAAUGUAGGCACUUACACGAGCCCGAAACCUGCGAGGCCAUGUGGAGUUUGCUCCCUUCUCUUUGCAAGAGUGAUGCUGAAUUACUGCAGCCCCACAACGUCUCGUUGCUUCACGUCUCCCAAGCGCUCGAUAAUUCCGAUGCCGACAGUAUUUGGGCUGCUGCAGCCCUACAGUAUGUAAGAGAGCCCUCCAGAUCGCCGUUUGCUGUGCAACAGCGUGGAGUUGUGGGGCAACGCUUGAGUUUGCCAGCCAGUUUUGCUAUCGACCAGGGAUCUCGGCUUCCAAAUGCUUCCGUUGCUUGA
Messenger RNA from Symbiodinium sp. CCMP2592, 1797 nucleotides. NCBI's taxonomy places the organism in Eukaryota, Dinophyceae, Suessiales, Symbiodiniaceae. The record is from the annotation of a GenBank genome assembly.